Malaya genurostris is the source of this 1950-nucleotide messenger RNA. RefSeq names its product tyrosine--tRNA ligase, cytoplasmic (gene TyrRS). The transcript has 2 exons. The coding region runs from base 176 to 1750 and encodes 524 amino acids. Gene Ontology annotation, molecular function: tyrosine-tRNA ligase activity; tRNA binding; ATP binding. Gene Ontology annotation, biological process: tyrosyl-tRNA aminoacylation. The record is from RefSeq and is a predicted model, not a curated record. Lineage: Eukaryota; Metazoa; Arthropoda; Insecta; Diptera; Culicidae.
UCUACCGACUGCACAAAUUGGACAACUCACCUGAAUGUUGCAGCAGACCAGUGUGUAAAACAAGUUUUUAGUUAAAUCUAUACGUUUCCGAGAUUACAUCGGGGCAAUUUCAUUGUUUUCCCCCCAAGUGUUAACUACCGUUCACAUCACUGAAACGUUUGCAACGUCAAUCGAAAUGGCACCUCUAACGUGGGAAGAGAAAGAGCAACUGAUUACCCGUAACCUGCAGGAAGUUCUUGGUCAAGAUAACAUGCGAACUAUCCUUAAGGAACGUGAUUUAAAAAUUUAUUGGGGUACUGCCACGACCGGAAAGCCACACAUAGCAUACUUCGUGCCGAUGUCAAAGGUAGCUGAUUUCCUGAAAGCCGGUUGCGAAGUUACGAUCCUAUUUGCGGACCUGCAUGCCUAUCUGGACAAUAUGAAAGCACCCUGGAUGUUACUGCAGGAACGAACCAAGUACUACGAAGCAUUAAUCAAGGCAAUGCUGGCAUCAUUGGGGGUGCCGUUGGAUAAGUUGAAGUUUGUACGGGGAACAGAUUAUCAACUUUCCAAAGAAUACACGUUAGAUGUUUACAAAUUAUCGUCCGUCGUAACUCAGCAUGAUGCCAAGAAGGCAGGAGCAGAAGUGGUAAAACAGGUCGAUCACCCGUUACUAUCGGGGAUCUUGUAUCCGGGACUGCAAGCGUUAGAUGAAGAAUAUCUCAAAGUAGAUGCUCAGUUUGGUGGUGUGGAUCAGCGGAAAAUUUUCACCUUUGCGGAAAAGUAUCUGCCACAAAUGGGCUACACCAAACGGAUUCAUUUGAUGAAUCCGAUGAUUCCUGGUCUGGCGGGAGGCAAAAUGUCUUCCAGCGAGGAGGAUUCCAAAAUCGACCUGUUAGACAGUGCCGCCAAGGUGAAAUCGAAGAUCAAAAAAGCCUUCUGUGAGCCGGGAAACAUCGAGGACAACGGUCUGUUGAAAUUCUUCAAACAUGUUAUCUAUCCGAUGUUCAAAACUGGCGAGUGCUUCGAAAUCAAACGGAAAGCGGAAUUUGGUGGAGAUUUGAAAUUUGAAAAAUACGAAGAUUUGGAAUCUAGCUUUGCGGCCCAGGAACUGCAUCCCGGCGAUUUCAAAGCAGCUGCGGAAAUCUAUAUCAAUCGUUUGCUGGAACCGAUUCGAAAAGUGUUCGAUGACGAAGAACAUCGGCAACUGACUGAACGGGCAUAUCCGACAGGAGCCGGGAACAAAAAAUUGACAGCGGCACAAGUUUCCGGUGAAAAUACUCCGGACAAAUUGGAACUGAAAGUCGGUGAAAUCUCAGAAGUCGUAAAACAUCCGGAUGCCGAUACACUGUGUAUUCUGGAUGUAGAUUUGGGAAACGACACGAAGAAAACAAUCGUCAGCAAUCUGAUGGCUUAUCACAGUCUGGAUGAACUGAAAGGACGUUCGGUUGUAACGGUGACCAACAUGAAAUCUUCCAAAAUUCGUGGAGUCGAAAGCGAAGGGCUUGUCCUGUGCGCAUUCAAUCAGGACAAAUAUGAACCCCUGUCGGUUCCCGAUGGGGCAAAGCUCGGCGAGCGCAUCAUCGUGGAAGGGUUUGACAACACUAAAGCAGAGGUGGCGCCGUUAAAUCCGAAGAAAAAGGUUUGGGACAAGAUACAAGCCGAGCUGAAGACGAACGCCGACGGCGAAGCUCUAUGGAAAGAAUUCUCUCUACUGACCCUGAACGGAGACAGAAUAACUUGCGCACUUAAGGAGUGUAACAUCAAAUGAACUCUUGCUCCUUGUUGAGAAAACGAAUUUUCCUACGCUUUAAUGAAAAUACUGAACACUAUUUAUUUGGAUCGCUUCCGUGUCAAACACUUGCGUGCGCAGGAUUCAAUUUCGUUUUAUUUUUAUUUUGCAUUUUUAUGUGUUAAGUCGUCAUAUUCUACGAACUAAAGUUCAACUUUGUUGAGAAACACGUCCUAAAA